Hibiscus syriacus is the source of this 3117-nucleotide messenger RNA. Its product is annotated as PH, RCC1 and FYVE domains-containing protein 1-like. The record is from RefSeq and is a predicted model, not a curated record. Bases 40 to 3117 code for a protein of 1025 amino acids. The transcript is spliced from 9 exons. NCBI's taxonomy places the organism in Eukaryota, Viridiplantae, Streptophyta, Magnoliopsida, Malvales, Malvaceae. Gene Ontology annotation, molecular function: metal ion binding.
UUUGUUUCCGGCGGUUUCCUUUGGGUUCUUUUAAAUGGAAUGGCAGAUCUUGUUCGCCAUGGCAAUUCUGAACGCGACGUUGAGCAAGCGAUUAUUGCUUUGAAAAAAGGCACUCGGCUUAUCAAGUAUAGCCGUAAAGGAAAACCCAAGUUUCGAGCAUUCAGACUUUCUCCGGAUGAAACAGCAUUAAUAUGGUUGUCGCAUGGAGCAGAGAAGAAUCUGAAACUAAGCACCGUCUCUCGUAUCGUUACUGGACAGCGAACUGCUGUUUUUAGAAGGUUUUUUCGCCCGGAAAAGGAGCACUUAUCAUUUUCACUUCUAUAUAACAACGGUGACAGAUCUCUCGACUUGAUCUGCAAGGAUAAAGCCGAGGCUGAAGUGUGGUUAGCAGGUCUUAAGGCAUUGAUUGGACAGAAUCGAAACAGAAGAACCAAAAGUGAUUUUAGUGAUGUAAGUUCUGCUUUCUACAUACAUAUGCAUAUGAUAAGUCACUUGUUGCAUCUGAAUGGUCCCCUGUUUGGUGCUCUAGAGUUCAGCGACAGUAUUUCCGGUAGUGUUGCAUCUUUUGAUCUUGGAAGCUCAGAUGCGGGGUCAGAACGUGCAACUAUGCAGUUGAGAUCUACUGGUGCAGAUGGUUUCCGAAUUAGUGUUUCAAGCAGUCCUAGCUGUUCAAGUGGUGGAUCUGGGGGUCCAGAUGACAUAGAAUCAUUAGGUGAUGUUUACAUGUGGGGAGAAGUAUGGUCUGACGGAUCAGAUGGGACUGCAAGCUCAGUUUGUCUAAAAACUGAUGUACUAACUCCUAAGCCCUUGGAAUCAAAUGUAGUACUUGAUGUUCAUCAGAUAGCUUGCGGAGUUAGACAUAUUGCUCUUGUAACAAAGCAGGGUGAAGUUUUUACCUGGGGUGAGGAAUCUGGUGGAAGACUUGGCCAUGGAUUUCAAAAAGACUUUAACCAUCCCCAAUUAGUUGAGUUACUGGCAGCAACUAAUGUGGAAUUCAUUGCAUCCGGAGAAUAUCAUACAUGUGCUGUAUCCUCAGCUGGUGAUUUAUUCACUUGGGGUGACGGUACUUAUAAUGCCGGCCUCCUUGCUCAUGGUACUGAUGUCAGCCACUGGAUCCCAAAGAGAGUCUGUGGUGCAUUAGAAGGACUGCAAGUCUUAUUCAUCGCUUGUGGCACUUGGCAUUCAGCUCUGGCAACCUCUAAUGGCAAGCUGUUUACAUUUGGUGAUGGAAGAUUUGGUGUUUUGGGCCAUGGAGAUAGGGAAAACGCUGCAUAUCCAAAAGAAGUUCAAAUGUUGAAUGGACUAAAGACUGUUAGAGUUGCAUGUGGGGUAUGGCAUACCGCAGCUAUUGUUGAGGUUUCAGGCCAAUCCGGCGCUAACAUAUCAUCAAGAAAGUUGUUCACCUGGGGUGAUGGCGAUAAACACCGUCUAGGUCAUGGAAGUAAGGAAACUUACCUACUUCCAGCCUGCGUCUCUUCGCUCAUUGACUACAACUUCCACCAGCUAGCUUGUGGACAUACUAUUACGGUGGCACUUACAACAUCAGGUCAUGUCUUCACCAUGGGUGGUACUGCAUAUGGUCAACUAGGCAACCCGAGUUCUGAUGGAAAAUUACCAUGCCUGGUACAAGAUAAACUGGUAGGUGAAUUUGUCGAAGAAAUUUCUUGUGGGGCAUGUCAUGUUGCUGUACUGACAUCAAGAAGUGAAAUAUUCACAUGGGGAAGAGGUGCCAACGGAAGACUGGGACAUGGUGACAUAGAAGAUAGAAGGACCCCAACAUUAGUUGAAGCAUUGAAGGAUGGGCAUAUAAAAAAUAUAUCAUGUGGUUCGAACUUCACUUCCUGUAUAUGUAUGCAUAAAUGGAUCUCUGGUGUCGAUCAGUCAGUUUGCUCUGGCUGCCGGCAAGCAUUUGGAUUUACUAAGAAGAGGCACAACUGUUACAAUUGCGGACUGGUGCACUGCCAUGCUUGCAGUUCCAAGAAAGCAUUGAAAGCAGCAUUGGCUCCCACUCCAGGAAAACCUCACCGUGUUUGUGAUGCUUGCUAUGCAAAACUUAAAUCUGCUGAAGCUGGUAAUACUUCACUUUUGAUGAAAAAAUCUGCUGCUCCACGGUCUUCAAUUGAUAGCAGGGAAAAAUCAGAGAGAGUAGAGAUAAGGUCUUCCAGGCUUUUGCUUUCUCCCAACAGAGAACUGGUCAAAUACUUGGAGAUAAUGACAAGAAAACCUGGGCCCAGAAUCGACGCUUCUCAAAUGCGAGCUUCCCAAGUUCCUUCACCUUUACAGCUUAGAGAGUCUACACUUCCGAGUUCAUUAGUUCCUUUUCAAACUGCUUUUAGACCGGCAACAUCUCCGGCAGCGUCACCAUCUCAUUCCCCAUUGAACUCUAGAUCUGGUUCACCAUACUCGAGACGACCAAGUCCUCCACGAGGCACAAAUACAUUUUCGAAGAAUGUUAUUGAAAGCCUCAGGAAGUCAAAUGAACAUCUGAACCAAGAAGUGUCAAAACUGCAAAAUCAAGUAAAAUGUUUGAAGCAGAAGUGUGAUACACAAGAUGUGGAGAUUCAGAAACUACGGAAAACCGCUCAAGAAUCCGCUUCAUAUGCUCUAAGAGAAACAUCCAAGUUUAAAGAGGCGAAGGAAGUAGUUAAAUCUAUCAUAGAUCAGUUGAAGGAACUAACAGAGAAGUUGCCUUCUGAGGUUUCAGAGAGUGAAACCUUUAAAGCUAUGAAUACUCAAGCUGAAGCCUUCUUAAGCACUCAUGGAAAACCUGAUUCUUUUCUGCCAGCAACCACGGAAAAUCAGAGGGUAGAAGAUAAUGUGUACACCAAUGAUGGUGGAAGUUCCAGAGAGGCUGCAGCAGCUAGAGGUGAAGAAAUUACCGAGCAAUUCGAACCUGGAGUCUAUGUUACUUUUGUUUAUCACCGGAAUGGAGGGAAGAUGUUCAGACGAGUUAGAUUCAGCAAACGACGGUUUAAGGAGCAAGAGGCUGAAGAAUGGUGGAGCAAAAAUAAAGAAAGGGUGCUUAUGAGGUACAAUCCAAAUGCUACAAAAGCAUCAGUUGCAUCCUCCUCUCAACCGCCAGCAACGGCUGUUGAUGAAACCACUGACGCAGCAUAA